Messenger RNA from Priapulus caudatus, 2227 nucleotides. RefSeq names its product zinc finger and BTB domain-containing protein 17-like. Gene Ontology annotation, cellular component: kinetochore; chromosome. Gene Ontology annotation, biological process: regulation of transcription by RNA polymerase II. NCBI's taxonomy places the organism in Eukaryota, Metazoa, Priapulida, Priapulimorpha, Priapulimorphida, Priapulidae. Bases 179 to 2227 code for a protein of 682 amino acids. The transcript has 4 exons. The record is from RefSeq and is a predicted model, not a curated record. Gene Ontology annotation, molecular function: chromatin insulator sequence binding.
UACGUUGAGUUUGUCUACGCUGUUUGGCUGUACAAGAGUGAAGUUUGCAUACUCAUGAUACUGUGAUUGUUUGGAGAACCUUAAUUUUACAAAAGCGCAUCUAUCAACACGUCUAACCGUUACUGGGUAUAGAUUCAGAUUGAAUGACUGGAGCAGGUUGAAAUAGGAGUGCUGAGAGAUGGAUGGCUCGGAAACCCAGAAGUGUACAGAUGAUGAAUUUGAGGAUGUGUCCAGACUUCAGACGGAUCUGCAGACGGGGAUCAUUGAGGUGCCGCUGUCGUGCGAGUCUUCAAUCGCUGCGGGUCCAGAAAUGCCGCCAGUGAAGAGGAGGCGUGGCCGCCCGCCCCGCGGUCGCAGCGCGUCGACCGCCGGGCGUUCUGUGACUCGGUCUCGACGAUGUACUGCUAAGAAGCAGGACGGCACGGCACCUCCGCUGCCCGUCAAAGCUGCCAGCAAGAUUCGUACUAAAGCCGAGCUCGUGCGGCGUCACAUAGGGAGGCAUAACAUUCAGCGGUGGGAUAGAUUGAAGCAGCAGUUUGCAUGUAAGACGGACCAGGAGUUCACGAAAGGGUUGCUAAACAUCGCAGACUAUACGAUCAGGGUGCACAUACAGGUAAGUGCCGUCCUGUCCAAAAGGUGGCAGCAGCAGAUGCUUUUGCUGGGCUUCACAUCGGACGAGGCAUUCGCCGACUAUCUACUGAAUCUCAGUGAGAAACUCGGCAGCAACUCUCGCCCGAGCGACAAAACCGUGACGACAGACGACUCCAGCCAGCUGUACGCCAACGAUGACGGUGGCGGCGGCAGCGCACCCCACAUCGCUAACGACUGUCCGGCGAACAGCGAGCGAAACCCCGCCGUCGUCGCGGCGACGCCACGUCACGCGACGGUGAAAAUCAACGACGUGUUCGGCCGGCCGAGAAUGCAGCAGCGCGGGGGCCGGCCGGCGAAGGACGGCGACGAGGGCGACGAGCGCGCAUCACCCGAGGCGACGCACGUGCGCGGCGUCGGCCCGAUUGCCGUCGCAGACGUCUGCCUGCAGGUCGGCGACAGCGCGACGAACGGAAACGCCGCCGCCUCUCCGGAGAACGAUGACGACGCCGUCGCCGUGCAGGUGCAUCGCUACGCGUUGCCAGGGCGACGGAAGCGUGCAGUGCACCGGAGCCGCGCGACGCAGACGCGUCUCCGCGGCAACGGUGGCCGCCGCGGCGAGAAGCGCGCGCACGUCUGCGAGGAGUGCGGCGCCCGCUACGCGUCCGUCGGCUCCUUGCGCGCGCACGCGCUGCGUCACCGCGGCGACGGUGCAGCAGCGAAGUGCGAGCGCUGCGGGUUCACGUCGGCGAGCCGGCAGAGCGUCGCGCAGCACGCGGCGCGCGUGCACGCCGAGAAUCGGCAGCGCUCGUUCGUCUGCGAGAUCUGCGGGCACGGCUACUACGACCGCAACACGAUGCUGCAGCACCGGCGGCUGCACUCGGACGAGGGCAUCCCGUGCGAGCGCUGCGGCAAGCAGUUCAAGAACGCGCUCUACCUGAAGCGGCACCGGCGCACGCACGCCGACUACGAGGGCACGCCGUGCGCCGAGGGCUGCGGCAAGACGUUCAAGAGCCGCGCGAACAUGCUCAGCCACGUCGUGAAGAUCCACAGCGCGGGCAAGGCGCUCACGUGCCCGUACGCCGGCUGCGCGAAGACGUUCCGCUACCGCGGCAUCCUCAACAACCACGUGCGCACGCGGCACGUGCGCCGCGACCGCUCGAUCCGCUGCUCGUGGGCCGGCUGCGCGAAGACGUUUCGCGAGAAGAAGCACCUCGACGUUCACGUGCGCAUCCACACGGACGAGAAGCCGCUGCGCUGCGAGCUCUGCGACUACCGUUGCCGCCAGCGCAACGCCCUCAACUGGCACAUGAAGAAACACGCGGCGGCGGCGGUGGCGCUGCCGCUCGCUGAGCCCGUCGCGCACGACGUCUCCAUGGCGAUGAGUCACCAGCAGCAGCCGGACCCGGCCGCGGCACUGUCGGCGGCGCCGCCUGCCUCGCACUUCCAGGGGGCGCUGCUGCCGCAGGGUCACGCGCACGCGAACUUCCCCGCUCAGCACCAGGGGGCGCCGCCGGCGGCGAUGCAGCAUCCGCUGACGAUGGCGAUGUUUCCGCAGAACCUCGACGUGCACUACUACGCGACGAAUAGCGCGCCGUACGGUCUCUACGAGCGCCAUGACAGGGGCUACAUGACGUGA